Arvicola amphibius (Eurasian water vole) is the source of this 970-nucleotide messenger RNA. It is a transcript of the gene Ttc9, whose product is annotated as tetratricopeptide repeat domain 9. NCBI's taxonomy places the organism in Eukaryota, Metazoa, Chordata, Mammalia, Rodentia, Cricetidae. The transcript has 3 exons. The coding region runs from base 1 to 660 and encodes 219 amino acids. The record is from RefSeq and is a predicted model, not a curated record. Gene Ontology annotation, molecular function: protein binding.
AUGGAGAGGAAGGCGACCCGAGCCUCGGGGAACCCUAACCCGCCCGCACUGGGCGAGGGGCCGCGGUCCGUGCCACCACCGUGCGUCCCGGGCGGCGGAGGGGCCCCUGAGCGGGGCCAGGCUGGGGCGGCGGCCGAGCCCGCGGAGCUCAUCCGGCGGGCGCACGAGUUCAAGAGCCAAGGGGCGCAGUGCUACAAGGACAAGAAAUUCCGCGAAGCCAUCGGCAAAUACCACCGGGCGUUGCUGGAGCUGAAGGGGCUGCUGCCGCCUCCAGGGGAGCGGGAACGGGACGCGCGGCCAGCUUCCCCGGCCGGAGUCCCCAAACCCAGCCAUCUCUCAGAGGAACAGAGCAAGACGAUCGAAGCCAUCGAGAUCGACUGCUACAACAGCCUGGCAGCCUGCCUGCUCCAGGCCGAGUUGGUAAAUUAUGAGCGAGUCAAGGAGUAUUGCCUCAAGGUCCUAAAGAAAGAAGGAGAGAACUUCAAGGCCCUUUACAGGUCUGGCGUGGCCUUCUAUCAUCUAGGGGACUACGACAAAGCUCUCUACUACCUGAAAGAAGCAAGGACCCGACAACCCACAGACACCAAUGUGGUUCGGUACAUCCAGCUGACGGAGAUGAAGCUCAGCAGAUGUUCCCAUAGGGAGAAAGAAGCCAUGUAGCCAAGAGGCCUCUAUCAAGCCACACCCAUGCCUGACUAGGGACUUCCAGGCACCCUUGGCGGAGAGUCCCCGUGUGGGUUCUCUCCCUCUCUCCCCAGUUCUUCCUGUACUCCUUGUCCUUCCUGUUGCUCCCUGACUCUGUCUACUCCCAGUGCAAGGUGACAGGCACUCUUGGACCUUGGCGGGUAGCCCAGACGUGGACUUAAUUCUCUUUUCCAGCAGACCAGCAAAUGGGACAGCUGGGGAAGAGUCUCAUGGACUGAGAACAGCACUGUGGCUUUGACUUGGGCCAAUGUUUCAGAGCCUGGUA